AUGCAGUCCUCGAACAGACUCAAGGUCGCCCUGGCACAGGGUCGGCAGGCCUUUGGCGCCUGGCAGAUGCUGCCGGGGGCUAACAUCUCCAGGCUCCUGGCUCGGACAAACGCCGAUUGGGUUUGCGUGGAUUGUGAACAUGGCAACAUGGACGAUGGAGCUAUGCAUGAUGCCGUCCCUGCUAUCGCGGCUCUCGGAGUCUCCCCGAUCGUGAGACUCCCAGAUAUGCAGUCUUGGAUGGUCAAGCGCGCUCUGGACUGCGGAGCCCAUGGUAUCCUCGUACCACUGCUACGCACCGUCAAGGAAGCCGAAGAUCUGGUCCAGGCUGCCAAGUUCCCCCCGCUUGGCCGGCGAGGUUUCGGCUCGCCCAUUGCCAUGGAGCGUUUCAGUCCCAUGCCCACCUUCACGCAGUACCUGCAGCAGGCCAACGAUACGCUCCUGACUAUCGUGCAGAUCGAGACACAGGAGGCCCUUGACGCUGUAGACCAGAUUGCGGCGGUUGAUGGCAUUGAUGUGCUCUUCAUUGGACCUUUUGACCUAGGCAAUAAUAUUGGCCAUCCCAUUGUCGGAGAAAUGGCACCGGAGUUGAAGGCCGCCCUGGCCAAGAUCCUGGAGGCUAGCCACAAAGCCGGCAAGAAGUGCGGUAUCUACUCUACCGGGGGCGAGCAGGCGAGGCUGUUCGCCGAGCAAGGAUUCGACAUGAUCUCCUUCGCAACUGACUACACUCUUCUCGAGUCCACAGUCAAGAAUUCAUUGGCCAUCGCCUCGGGGGGACCAAAACUCGCCAAGGGCGUGUCGUAUUAA
This is a messenger RNA of Clonostachys rhizophaga, 804 nucleotides long. The record is from the annotation of a GenBank genome assembly. Lineage: Eukaryota; Fungi; Ascomycota; Sordariomycetes; Hypocreales; Bionectriaceae.